This is a messenger RNA of Parasteatoda tepidariorum (common house spider), 2388 nucleotides long. RefSeq names its product U3 small nucleolar RNA-associated protein 25 homolog. The record is from RefSeq and is a predicted model, not a curated record. Gene Ontology annotation, biological process: maturation of SSU-rRNA from tricistronic rRNA transcript (SSU-rRNA, 5.8S rRNA, LSU-rRNA). Gene Ontology annotation, molecular function: rRNA binding; U3 snoRNA binding. Gene Ontology annotation, cellular component: nucleolus; small-subunit processome. NCBI's taxonomy places the organism in Eukaryota, Metazoa, Arthropoda, Arachnida, Araneae, Theridiidae.
ACAAUUUUAAUAACAUAACACGGAGUUCCCUGUUGGAUUCCGUGGUAGCAUGUUGUAUUUGAAGAAGAGCCUCAGAGCUCAAAUAAAUAUUGAUAGGCUAAAUUAAGCCUUACCUAUUGAAACGCAGUGCUAUAAGCGAAAGCAGAGAGCACGCCGCACUUUACUUUACUCAAUAACAUAACAUAGCAAUUUAUUGUAACAUAAAUUUAGCAACGUGAAAGGGACGAGCCAAAUAUUUAAUCAUGGAAGAUUAUUAUUCUGAUGAAGAAAAAUCACUUAAGAGGUCUUUAGAUGAUGAAUUUAGUCGAAUGAAAGAAAACUCUAAAAAGUUGAAGGAUGAAAGAUUUGCAUUAGAAAAAGAAAUUGAAGAAUUGGAAAAAAUAUCACAAAGUAAUAAAUCAUUGGAGGAAGAAACAAUUUCUGAACAAUCAGAACAAAAUGAGUCUGAAAAAGAUGAGUUAGAAAGAACUUUGAAAGAUUCAGUAGAUUCUGGACAAAAAUCAAAAAGUAAGGAAUCAUUGGAAGAAGAAACUAUUUCAGAACAAAAUGAAUCUGAAAAAGAUGAGUUAAAAAGAACAUUAGAUGAUUCAGAGGAGGAAGUGUCUGAAAACGAUUUGGAAGAUGAGACUGCAGGCUCUGACAUUGAAGAGGAAGUUGAAGAGAUAUCAGAUCCAUGCGUGAAACAUUUUGAAUUCACAUUACCUGAUGAAUGCACUGAAGCAGCUCUGAGCCCUAAAAACCCAAGAUUAAAGUACAAGCUUGCAGAGGAAGUAGAAAUGCCUGGUUUAGGACAGAUGAAUUUCUUUAAAAUGUUUCCACAUCUUGAGAGCCCACCAUUGGAUAAAAAAAAUAUAUCAGAAUUUGCAUUAAAAAAGAAUUUGCUUUCAACUGUUUCACAAUUAAAGAAGCAGCUUACCGGUUUAGAGAUGUCUUUUUUAAAUAUCAUCACCAACUACAUUGACGUAUUGUUUACCAAGCAAUAUUUCAAGGUCCGAGAAAAACUUCGACGGGCCUAUUGCAUCCACAUUCUCAACCAUAUAUUGAAGUCCAAAGCUAGAAUAAUUCACCAUAACAGCAAGAUGAAAAAGAACCCUCAAGCAGAGUAUAGAGAUCAGGGAUUCACGCAGCCAACCGUUUUUAUUCUCGCCCCUUUCAGGGGUGACUGUCAUCGCAUUGUCAAUCAGAUCAUAUCUUUGAUGCCACCCAAGUGCAAAGUUAUGAAUAAAACUCGCUUUGAGAAAGAUUACGGACCAACUGGAGCUAAAAGCAAAAACAAACCUGAAGACUUCUACGAAAUAUUCGAUGGAAACAACAACGAAGACUUCAAGAUCGGACUCCGCAUCCAGAACGAACAUAUCACUCUCUUCUCCGACUUUUAUAAAUCUGAUUUGAUCAUAGCCUCACCUCUUGGUUUGAGACCCAUUAUAGGGGAUACUGAUAAUAGGCAAGGGGAUGCGGACUUUCUAUCUUCUGUCGAAGUAUUCAUUGUUGACCGAUUAGAUGUCCUCGUGAUCCAAAAUCCUGUCCAUCUUGGUCAUGUUUUGCUUUGUAUGAAUCACCUUGUUAAAAAAGAACACGGCAACAAGAAAAUUAAUUAUUUCCGAGUGAGAGAAUAUGCAUUGGAUAAAAAAGCAAAAUACUAUCGGCAAAAUAUCUACCUUAGUGCAGUGGAGAAUUCUUCUUUUGUGUACAACUACUACAUGAGCCAUUGUUAUAAUUAUGUGGGUCACAUGAGAUCUCAUGAUUGGGUUGCGCAUCCAAUCAUUGAAUUCAUUUAUCCUGCUAUGCAAAUGUGUUUCAGAGUUCUUGACUCUGAUAAUCCUCAGCAGGAAUACAAAGACAGGCGCAAGUUUUUCACAGAAAAGAUUCUCCCAGAGUUUGUCAACGACAAAUCUACCGUCCAGACACUCAUUUACGUGCCCAGUUACUUCGAUUAUGUGGAACUUCGACAUCAUUUCCGUACAUCCGAAAUCAGUUGCUUCAUGAUGUGUGAAUACACAGACAAAGGAAAGAAAGCUCAGGGUAGAGAUCUGUUUUUCAAAGGACACAGACACUUCAUGUUGUACACAGAACGUACCCAUUUCUACUUUAGACAUUGGAUCAAAGGUAUCCAGCAUGUUAUAUUUUAUAAACUGCCCACGUACCCCAAGUUCUUUCGAGAGAUAUGCAAUUCUCUAAUGGAUUCCCAUCCAAAGAGAAAAGAUGAAGAGAGGACGUGCACCGUUAUUGUGUCACCCAGAGACUUCUUGCAGUUGAAGCAUGUGGUGGGUAUUCAAGAAGCUGACAAAAUGCUGAAAUCUAAACAAAAAACUUUUGUAAAAUAUGUUGGCAGCUGAUUAAUAGUAAAAUGGUACGAUUAUUAAUAAAUAUAUAUUUUUAUUGUUAAAA